Messenger RNA from Babjeviella inositovora NRRL Y-12698, 2735 nucleotides. RefSeq names its product mRNA splicing protein. The transcript has a single exon. Gene Ontology annotation, molecular function: protein binding. The record is from RefSeq and is a predicted model, not a curated record. Lineage: Eukaryota; Fungi; Ascomycota; Pichiomycetes; Serinales. Gene Ontology annotation, biological process: generation of catalytic spliceosome for first transesterification step; mRNA splicing, via spliceosome. Gene Ontology annotation, cellular component: U2-type catalytic step 2 spliceosome; Prp19 complex; post-mRNA release spliceosomal complex. The coding region runs from base 88 to 2607 and encodes 839 amino acids.
CAGCCAAAUUUUUGUACAUUUAGACUAUGUCAUUAUCAAAAGGUCUUGUUGCCGUUCCAACUUCUCCCUUGCUAUCCACGCUCUUUGAUGCCCGGUCCUAUUGGUUUGCACCUCAUUUCUGAGGAUGAUACUCGCUAUGAACAAGAGAUUCUAGCGAGUCCCUAUGACAUUGCUGCCUGGCUCAAGUACUACCGUGCCAAGGCAAACGGUCCCGCCUAUGACCGCAUCUUCCUCCUCGAGCGUGCGGUACACCAGUUUCCGCGCUCGUACAAGUUUUGGACUCUCUACCUUGACCUCCGUGUGCUGCUUUUGGACACCGCGCAUCCGCACUUCCACGCCCGCCAGUUUGCACGGGUAAAUGCAUUGUUUGACCGCGCGUUGGUGCACAACCAUGCGCUUCCACUCGUGUGGCUCCGCUAUCUCGCAUUUUUGCGCCGCCAGACCGACAUCACGCGCACGCGACGCACCUUCAACCGGUGUCUCCAGGCACUCCCGCUCACCCAGCACGGUCUUAUCUGGCCCCACUUCCUCAACUUUGCUGCAUCCGUAGGCGGCUCUACUGCGGUGGCGGUGUACCGUCGCUACUACGAGUAUGAUCCAACAAAGGUUCAGAUGGUAAUUGAACAGUUGGUUGCACUAGGUGAUGUGGACGAAUGUUUGCGCAUCCUCGACGACGUCCUCUCUAGUCCCGAGAUCUUGUACAAUCCCACAAUCAUCGACAAGAGUCCGUUGGACUUGUGGAGCGACUUUUGCGACGCUGCAAUGCGCGGAAAACCUAGAGACACAUUUGUGGAGAACUUGGUAGCCAACGGUCUUGCCCGCUUCCCCGACCAGGUCAGCCGACUCUACGUGAAGCUCUCCACAUACUUUGCUAAACGAAAGAAUUUCCGCAAGGCGUCAGAAUAUUUUGAAAAGGGGUUGAAACAGUCCAUGACCGUGAAGGACUUUACUUUGAUCUUUGACACGUAUCUGGCGUUGUUGGAAGGGUUGAUAGAGAAGACCAUGGAGCGGGUGGAAGAAAGAGAACGGGUGGAAGAAAUAAAGGACCACGGAAUGGUCCAGAACCGUGAAGAGGGUGAACAGAAGGAAGUGAGUGAGGUGGAUCAUUCAAAGUCUGUAGUUGUUGCCGACUUGGACCUUCAGAUGGCGCAAUUCGAAAAUUUGAUGGAUCGUCGCCCGUUCCUCCUCAACGAUGUGUUGCUUCGCCAGAACCCACACAGCGUGGAUGACUGGAUGGCGCGCUUUGCGCUCUACGGGCCGGCACAGCUCGAGGCAAUGCUCGCAGACAUGGUGCGCUCGCUCACGACAAUCUCACCGUUCAAAGGCAAGGCGUUGCACCGCAUUUGGCUCCGCUACGCGGGAGUGUAUGAAGCCAACGGCGACCUCGUGACCGCGCGUGUCAUCUUUGACCGUGCCAUAAAGGUGGAGUACGGCACGGUGGAGGAGCUCGUGGAGGUAUGGAGCGGGUGGUGCGACAUGGAAUUGCGGCAUGAUGACUUCGACCACGCGCUUAGGGUGCUCGAACAGGUCUUGUUUAUUGACCAUGUUUCAAAGCAGAUUGCUCCAUCGGUGGUGGAAGAAGCCCGGAAGAUCAGCUUCAAGGACGCCAACCUCAAGCCCCAGCAGCGCGUGUUCAAGUCUGUCAAGUUGUGGACGUUGUAUCUCGACUUGAUGGAGUCGAUGGGGGACGACCCUACAACCAUCGACCAGAUCUGUCAGGCGUACGAGUCGAUUCUCCGCAUGAAAAUCGCGACACCCGUGGUAAUUGUCAACUAUGCCAACUUCUUGGAGUCGGUCCACCGCUUCGAGCAGAGUUUUACAGUGUACGAAAAGGGUGUGGCGUUGUUCAAGUUCCCCGUCAACUACGAGAUCUGGAACAUCUACCUCUCGAAGGUGUUGGCGCGACAGGCGGUUGUGAGCAACGAGCGCAUCAGAGACUUGUUCGAACAGGCCUUGGAAUCGUGUUCUGUCGCGGAAACCACGCUGGGGAGUAGCUUUGUCAAGGCCAUCGUGUUAAGCUAUGGUAAUUGGGAAAUCAGUAUGGGCUUCAGCAAGCGCGCGUUCCGGAUGUACGAAAAGCUUCUCGGUCAGAAGAGCAUCCUCGCCACACUGGACCGUUUUGACCUCCGCCAGAUCUACCUCAAGCAGGCGUUGGCUAGUCUCGGCGUGCCGGAGACCCGCAAGCUUUACGAAAGCGCGCUCAGCGACGAAUUUCUCAGCAAUGCGCAGAUCUGGCAGCUCACAGAGCAGUUGGUUGACAUAGAGACGGCCGCGUUGGAGCUCACGCGUGUCAGAGAGCUCUUCCGCUAUGCCGCCGCCAACUUAAUUGUCUCACUCCGUGCCGCCGACUGGGGCAUCUGGGACCGCUGGUCGGCAUUCGAGGUCGCGCACGGUACUGAGGCUACAUAUAAACAGAUGUUGCGUUACAAACGCCAGAUUGAAUUGAGCUUGAAGGAACGUGAGGUCCUCGAUCCGUCGCUCGCUGCCGGCGAUAACGGCGGUGUUGUCUUUGUCAAGUCCUCCACGGGGCCAAAGGUCACCAGUGAGUCGCUCAAGAAGGAGCCUGAGAACCCCGACGCCAUUGAGCUUGAUAUCGACUUGGAUUGAGGUCUGAGCAUCUCGGAAAGCCAAGUCUUUACUUACAAGGAUUUAAAAUCAACGUAGGUGUCAACCAUAGAUUUAUUAUGCGUGAAUCCGAAACUUCUAGUCUCUCUCUGAGUUCCACCAGAAAAUUG